AAGACCAACAGGAAAGUCAAAUAGAGGAACUAAGAACUAAACUGAACCAAUCAGAAUCACAGUCUGGGCAGAGGGAACAAUAUGAGAAAAGGCUAAGGGACAUGCAUAAUGAACUGGAGGCAACUCGCAGGAGACUGAAGCGUGCAGAGGCAAAAGCAAAGGAAACCCCUCCUUUAUUGCUGGAAUUGCAAGAUGAGAUGGCCAAUAUGAAAAUUCAACACCAGGCAGCAAUAUUUGAGGAGCAAAAACGAGCUUCAGAUGCAGAGGAACGUGCCCGACGACUGGCAGCCAUUCAUGAAGAGAGGGUGGUAAACCUUGAGGCAAGACUGGCUGAACUGUCUGAAACAGUUGGGAACUAUGACCGCCUAAGACAGCAAGAUCAAAUAGCUAUCCACAAACUGAAAGAACAUAUUGCACAAUUAGAUCUGGAGCAUUCAAAUCUUACUCGGAUAACAUCUAACAUGUCCAUGGUGGAUUCAGAGGAGGAAAUGAAGGGGAAAAGUGAAGCAGACCUGUGUCUUGAUGUGCAGACUCUGGUAGACAAGAUCCUUUACCUCAGAGGGCAGCUAGUUUUAGCCAGUCAGCGUGCAGAGAAACCAGUCAAUAUACUGGAUAUCCUAAACAUUAAAGACUGUUUGGACAUAAAAAAUAAUGAUGAACAUAAGUCCUGUCAGGAGGAAUAUCAGCAACUCAAGCAUGAAUUUGAACAGUAUAAACAGUCACAGUUACAACAACCUAACAACAUAAGGGUGGAAGACAGUUCAGUAGUUUCUUCAUUAAGAAUUCAGGUGAAGACACUCAAAGAUCGAAUACGCAUACUCAACGGUCAGUUGGAAGACACUGAAGCUGAGUGGAAACAGAAAGUUGACAAUCUCCAGCAGACUUUAAAAGCUGAUAGGAUGAAAUAUAAAGAAGAGCUGGCUGCAACUGAGAUGGACUACCGGGGCCGCCUAUCUCUUUUGGAACAGCAGCUACAGAAACAGAGGGACAGAUCACUCAGUUUAUUGGAGGAAAAGGAGCAAGAGAUACAAACUCUGAAAUCUACAUUUCAGAUGUUCUUACCUGGCAAUGUGAAACAUGAAUCUCCAACAGAAUUACUAGAGACUAAGGAAGCAGUUGCUGGAUCAGGAAAUGUUAUGGAAAGUUGGUCACAGUUUGGUGGAGUUAUUAGGAGCCUGGGCCCUACAGGUUGUGGGGAAAGUCCCCACAUGUUACAUUAUGCACAUGAGCUGGCUCGACGAGAUGUUGAGAUUUCAAACCUACGUAAAGCCAAGCACCAGCUUGAAGGUACAUUCCGAGAACUGCAGAGGGCAGCAACCACAAAGGAAGAACAAGAUCAGGAAAAAAUAAAUGAACUCAAAGAAGAAGUGGCAAGAUUACAACGUUGUCAAUCACGUGAAGGAGCCAAUCUUGAAUACCUGAAAAAUGUUGUGCUGAGUUUCCUACUGUCAAGUGAUUCAAAUUCUAAGAGACAUAUGCUGAAUGCUAUCGCUGCUGUACUCAAAUUUAGUUCUUCCGAACUGGAGCGAGUGAGCUGCACUCAUAAGCCACCUGCACAAGGAAAUAUUAAAUAAGGACUACUGAGCUUAGUAACUGUCUUAUUAAAUCUAAACACACAAACUCUGGACACAAGAUUUAGGUCAUUUUUCCAUCAGGAAUCAUGUCUGAAUAUUCUGUAAUAAGAAAAAUAUAUUCCCAAUGGUAAAUGAGGACUAUCACUUUUGGACAAGUCCUGAUGGUUUGAAAUCAUGAGAUUUUUUACGCAUCAGUCUACAGUAUUAUAAUAAAAUUUAAUUACCUACAUGAUUAAUAAGAAUAAACAGGUGAUAUUAUACAUCAAGCUGUGUACUGUAAUUACAUACUGUAAACCAACAUAUCACUACUGUCAUGUUAGAGAAAACUGUUAUAUUUUGUGUAAUUAAAUACAUGAUAUGAAACCUACCUUUGCCAUCAAAAAGUGUGUGCAUGUGCGUGUGUGUGUGUUACUUUUUGCAAUGGGGUGAGACCAUGUCUUUGUGGAAUUGUGCUGCUAACAUCUACAGAUAAUACACCGAGUGAAUAUCGAGCAGUGGUGAAAUGAUAUUGACAGGGAGACCAAAUGACUUUGAAACAAACCUGUCCCCAUUUUGACUACCACAAAUCUAACAUGGAGUAACCUGGGUGAGAACCUAGGCCUCUGUAAUAAAAAGCUGAUGACUAACAACGUGAGCUUUGGUAUUGUGGGCUGUUUACCACAGGAAUGAAUUUUUGAGUGUUUAAUAAUGUAUGCAGUAGCAACAUAGUUCAAUGUCUUAUAAUUCUAAUUUUACAAUGAGAAAACAGUCAUUCGCUAUUAUAUAUUGUUUCUGUUGUUAGAGUUUUUAUAUCUGGGUAUGUAAAGAGGAGUGUGGAUUAACUGAUAAAAAUAUGGAGGAUUUUGAGGA
Molecule: messenger RNA, 2423 nt
Organism: Zootermopsis nevadensis
Lineage: Eukaryota; Metazoa; Arthropoda; Insecta; Blattodea; Termopsidae
Gene: GCC88
Product: GRIP and coiled-coil domain containing 88 kDa
Cellular component (GO): Golgi apparatus
Source: RefSeq, a predicted model, not a curated record